AUGGAGGCUGGAACCACAAGGCUAGCUGUCGGAGUCAUUGCUGGCUGCGUGAAGGUCCUCGGACGGCGGCAGCAUCUAUGGAACUGGCUCCUAGAGACAAAUAGGGAGGCAAACGAAAACGAGGACGCGCCUGAGAAGCCAAAGUUGGCUCAUCACGGCGACCCGCAGUGGGCGAGGUGGGAGAUGUGGAAGCAGGAAGGGAGUUUGGAAGGACCUGCGGCAGCCAAGAAGGAUGCUGCUGGUGGGGGAGAGGGUGACGGUGAAGUUGUCUGGUGGCUUAGUGAGGAGGGAGAGGCCAGUCCUCCAGUGAUGGACGGAGAGUACCAAAAGGGGGUUGGUGGCCUAGCUCUUGUCUGCCUAUUAGAGGAAGGACCUGCGGUAGUCAAGGAGGAUGCUGCUAGUGGGGGAGAGGGUGACAGUGCAGUUGUCUGGUGGGUUGGUGAGGAGGCCGGUCCUCCAGGGCUAUAUGGAGAGUACCGAGAGGGCUUCGUGUCAGUCAUCUCAGCUGGAGAGGAAGGGGCAGGGUAA
Molecule: messenger RNA, 528 nt
Organism: Didymosphaeria variabile
Lineage: Eukaryota; Fungi; Ascomycota; Dothideomycetes; Pleosporales; Didymosphaeriaceae
Exons: 3
Coding region: 1-528 (175 amino acids)
Source: RefSeq, a predicted model, not a curated record